AUGCUGAGAUACGGAGUUAUAUUGUUACUCGGGUUUUCAACUACAGUGAACAGUCAAUGCUUUUACAAAGAUGACGCUUCAAAGAAACUAAACGCGGAGGCGAGAGCGACAUUGUAUAAAAAUCAGUUGGAGUUCACAUUAAAUCUCUUCAAUGUGAUCAACGAGGCUGUUCCUAACGAUAACGUAUUCUUCUCACCUUUCUCCGUAUACCACGCCUUACUUCUGGGAUAUUUUGCUGCUGGUGGCCAAACAGAGAAAGCACUGAAAGAAUCACUGCGCAUCGCUGACACGCAGGACAAGGUGAACCUGUUGAUGGCAUACAAAGUGGACAAACGUUUGCGGGCCGUUAACAACAACAGUGACAGCUAUGAGUUCACAAACGCCAAUAAGAUGUUCGUUGACACAGCGCUACAAGUCAGAGAAUGCUUCAAAGAAGCCUUUGGUGGUGAAUUAUUUGGCCUGAAUUUCCACGACCAUCCCGGAGUUGCUCUAGGACAUAUAAACGAGUGGGUGGCCCACGUCACCAAAAACAAUAUCAAAGACCUCAUUCCUCCUGAAAGCGUUUCUCAAGCAACCAAGCUUGUCCUCGCCAACGCAGCUUACUUCAAGGGUGUCUGGGCAUCGAAAUUCCAAGCUCAAAGCACCAAAAAACAAGUAUUCUUCGUCUCAGAAACCCGUCAGACCCUCACACAUUUUAUGAGACAAAAAGGACAAUUCCACUUUAUGGUGAACGACGAGCUCGGAGCACAGAUCCUGGAAUUGCCUUACAAGGGCAAUGACAUCAGCAUGUAUAUCUUAUUGCCGCCCUACUCUAUGAAGGAAGGAGUUAACAACAUUAUAGCAAAUUUGACGCCGGAGAGAUUGGCUGCCGUUGUUGAAGAAGGUUAUCUAGGAAGGGAGGUUGUGGUCGAAAUUCCCAAAUUUACGAUUGAAAGAAGUCUACAACUUAGACCGAUAUUAGAAAGGCUGGGUGUUGGCGACUUGUUUAACGCGAGCUCAGACUUCAGCACCAUGACGGAAGAUCGUGGUAUUGUUUUUGAUGACGCCGUCCACAAAGCUAAAAUACAAGUCGACGAAGAAGGUACGGUAGCGGCGGCAGCAACAGCUAUAUUCGGCUUCCGUUCCUCAAGACCAGCGGAGCCCACUGUGUUCAUCGCCAAUUUCCCAUUCGUUUAUAUUAUUUAUGAGAAGCCAACAAACUCCGUUCUAUUCAUGGGAGUGUUCAGAGACCCUAAGAAGUAA
Messenger RNA from Danaus chrysippus (African queen), 1242 nucleotides. The record is from the annotation of a GenBank genome assembly. NCBI's taxonomy places the organism in Eukaryota, Metazoa, Arthropoda, Insecta, Lepidoptera, Nymphalidae.